AUGAAGUCCACCAUCACCAGCUCCUUUGACGGCGAAGACCCGGAGGAACCGAUGCCGGCGGUCGCAGAUGAAAGCCCGACGGAGGUUGUAGAGAAGCCUGUGCCUCGUCCCAGGUCGAUAUUUAAACUAAAGUCCCAAUGCAACGACGACAACAACACUGUUUACUGUGCAGACACAAGUAGCGAUGCAGCCAGUGUGGAGCACUUCCCCGUCAGUGAAUAUUCGUCGGACUUUAAGAAGCCUCGGCCUCCCAGACCCCCACUAAGCAAAAGUAUGAUCUCCAGGAAACCCAGAAUAGAAGCAGGCCAUCCCUACAUGACCUCAACGUCUGAGCCAAGCAGUCCUACUAAGAGAACACCCUCUCCUCCCCCACCGCGGCCCCAACACCCCCCUCACCCCGCCAUCUAUUCUAGAAAGUCUUCAAUGAACCUCAAAUCUGAGGUACGGCCCGACGAGUUUCACUUCAUCCUCUCAAAAUACUUGAGACUUUUUUUUUAG
Molecule: messenger RNA, 498 nt
Organism: Pseudoliparis swirei
Lineage: Eukaryota; Metazoa; Chordata; Actinopteri; Perciformes; Liparidae
Exons: 4
Coding region: 1-498 (165 amino acids)
Source: RefSeq, a predicted model, not a curated record